ACUGCACUUAUCUAUCCACAACAAUGUGGCUUCACCAGCAGAAAAGUUCACCUUUGCAGAUUUAGCACAUUAAAAAUAGACUAUUAUUCACAAGAAAUUGGCAACGGACUAUGAAGCGAGAACUUUAUUGGUGAGGGUAUAAGCGCAUAGCUGCUUAGAGAUCCUCUCCACCCUCUCCAGUUCAAGUUGAGCGCACAAGAUGCCAUCUGUUCUCUCCCUCUCAAACCCGGGCCUGACAGUCUGAAUAACUCUUGGUCGGAAUGACGUUUGUUGCUGGCAGUAAAAUGGACUUCCUGUCCCCGCGAUAUCACAAGCAGUCCCUAGUUCAAACUCUCUGUCGUUUUGGAUUGUUCGUGAUCUGUAUGGGAAUGGUGUUGACCAUGUCUAUGUAUCCCAUGCUGAGGGUCCUGGGUGGAAAGCUCCAUUCUUCCUUUACAGGGAGCUAUCUACCUGGACACCACUCUGUUCUCCUCGUCAACUGCCCCAACGAACAGACAGCCAAGGACAUCGGCCGAGCCAUUAUGGAGAGGAGGAUGGCAGCAUGCAUCAAUAUUCUGCCCAGGACCUCCACCAUGUAUUACUGGAAAGGGGAGAUUCAAGAUGCGACGGAAAUUCUGAUGUUGGUGAAGACGAGGACCUCGAAGAUCCAAAGGCUCAUAGACUAUGUCAAGUCUGUGCAUCCCUAUGAGACUCCAGAGGUGCUUAGUUUCCCUGUGGAGGACGGGAGCCUGCCCUAUUUGAAGUGGGUGGAUGAGGCUGUUCCUGACGACUGACCAGUGAGGGAGAAUAUCCUCAAUGACUUGUGAUCUUAUUGGACGUGAAUCUCCAAUCUAUUGGUUGACUGUAGAGUUAAGGCAACAGCGAUUGGCUGGGAACCAGCAAGCUUUGGAUUGGCUUGAGGGGUUCCAAGUUCAAACUCUUGCUUUUGAACUUGAUCCACAGAUGCUAAAUGUUUAGCUCCUCCCACCAUGACAUUGAUAUUGACUCAGAGUUGUUUUGCCUCUGUUUUAUAAAGGUCCUGUUGUUGCCAUUGAAAUUCCGAGCUUGACAUGACCUCUGUAACGUUCAAUGUCAGUUUGUCAGAGCUGAAAGAGUUUGUAAAUCAAAUCUAAUUUAUUUGUCACAUACACAUGGUUAGCAGAUGUUAAUGCGAGUGUAGCGAAAUGCUUGUGCUUCUAGUUCCGACAAUGCAGUAAUAACCAACAAGUAAUCUAACUGCAGAUAAUUAUCUCAAAAAAACAUUAAACAUUAAAUAAUAUUCAGUGAUGAUUUCAAUGUAUUAGUUACAUUAGACUGUUUAUUUAAAGUGUAUAUUGUAUUGUAUUCCUAAAACAUCAGAUUCAUGUUAGAUUAAAUCACAUUCCUUUUACUUAUCUGGUUUCUCUCUAGAUGACAGAGCACCCCUGUUUACUGUUUCACUGUGAACCAAAAAGUUGAUUGCACUGCAUUUUGAGAGGGAAUCUUGAACACUUUUUGAGAUUUGUGUUCUAAGGAUAACUUUUUGUAAUAUAUGAUGGCACAAAUGCGUUCCUUAUUCCUUAAGGUGAUACAUACAGUUUAAGUCGGACGUUUACAUACACCUUAACCAAAAUACAUUUAAACUCUGUUUUUCACAAUUCCUGACAUUUAAGCCAAGUAAAAAUUCCCUGUCUUAGGUCAGUUAGGAUCACCACUUUAUUUUAAGAAUGUGAAAUGUCAGAAUAAUAGUAGAGAGAAUGAUUUAUUUCAGCUUUUAUUUCUUUCAUCACAAUCCCAGUGGGUCAGUAGUUUAAAUAAACUCAAUUGGUAUUUGGUAGCAUCGCCUUUACAUUUUGCUUCGAUAUUUCCACGUAAUUUUCCCGCCUCAUGAUGCCAUCUAUUUUGUGAAGUUAACCAAUCCCUCCUGCAGCAAAGCACCCCCACGACAUGAUGCUGCCACCCACGGGCUUCAUGGUUGGAUGGUGUUCUUCGGCUUGCAAGCGUCCC
Messenger RNA from Oncorhynchus gorbuscha (pink salmon), 1965 nucleotides. Its product is annotated as protein CutA homolog. Bases 261 to 773 code for a protein of 170 amino acids. Gene Ontology annotation, biological process: response to metal ion. The record is from RefSeq and is a predicted model, not a curated record. The transcript is spliced from 6 exons. Gene Ontology annotation, molecular function: copper ion binding. Lineage: Eukaryota; Metazoa; Chordata; Actinopteri; Salmoniformes; Salmonidae.